GAAGCUGCUGUGCUACAACGCACUGCUCCAGCCUGCCCUGUACCCAGCCCUCAAUCUCUGUUGCUGGAUGCCACGGAAUAGCAGCAGAGCCAAGGGGCAGUGCAGAGGCAGGGUUUAUAUCCUAGCCUCUCCCUACCAGCAAUAAGGUUUAAGGUUCAUUGGUUUCUGCUCACCUCUCAACUCUGGCACCACUCUCUGGGAGCUGCCGGCUCGCCUGCCUGAGUUUCGCUUUUCUUUUCCUGCAGCAAGGAGGCAGCCAGGGAGGAAGGAGCAUUCUCAUCUGUUGAGGCUGUUCACAUCCUCUGCGACCCCUGUGUAGGAAGGGACGAAGACUACAUACAGGACAUGGCACAGCCAGCAGUGCCAGGCAGCUCCCUGGGGGAUAACCGUCCCACUUACAUCUACAAGAUGGUCCUGCUGGGGAGCACGUCGGUGGGAAAAUCAAGCCUUGCCUACCGAUACGUGAAAAAUGAUUUCAAGGAGUCGCUGCCUACUGUGGGAUGCUCCUUCUUCACACAGUUGAUCCAUCUGGAGACAGCCACCAUCAAGCUGGAGAUCUGGGACACAGCUGGCCAGGAGAAGUACCACAGUGUCUGCCACCUCUACUACCGCGGUGCCCACGCUGCACUCCUUGUUUACGACCUCACUAACAAGGAAACACUCAGCAGAGCGAAGCAGUGGCUGAUUGAACUGGAGAAGGAGUUCCUUCCUGAUGAAAUUGUCAUUGCUUUGGUGGGCAACAAGAAAGACCUGGCUGAGGAACGGGAGGUUGCAACAGAGGAUGGGGAAGAGUUUGCAAGGAGUAGAAGCCUGCUCUUCAUGGAGACGUCUGCAAAAUCCAACCACCAAGUAAAUGAAAUCUUUAUGGCCGUAGCCCAAGAGCUCCUGCGGCAUGAAGGCGAGAAGGCAGCCAUCCCAUCCACGGGCAGUGGGCAGCGCUUGGACCUGCAUGCAAACGGGACAAGGAGAGGGUGCUGCCAUGUCUGAGGAGCCACUGGCUCCCCACAGGAUGUGAGACUGGACUUUGUGCUAUUUGCAUCAGCAGCCAAGGGGUAACAACACAGCCAAUAUGUAGCAAUGAUUUUCUACCUGUCUUCUGCAAGUGAAUGCAUGCAGUGCGUGCAGACCCUCAGCAGGGUCCUAUGAUGGUGUUCUCCGAAUGACGAGUGGGGAUGUCUCCUGCCAAGAAGCAACCCAGCUGGGCACAUCCCCCUGCCCCAGCCAUGCAUCAGCUUUCCCCAGACUCAAGAGAGUUUGGCAUAUGGAGCACAGCCCAAUGACUUUAAUACUUGACUGCCAAUAAAGAGCAGCUCAUCUUAGCCACA
This is a messenger RNA of Coturnix japonica (Japanese quail), 1325 nucleotides long. Lineage: Eukaryota; Metazoa; Chordata; Aves; Galliformes; Phasianidae. The record is from RefSeq and is a predicted model, not a curated record.